Doryrhamphus excisus (bluestripe pipefish) is the source of this 1777-nucleotide messenger RNA. RefSeq names its product checkpoint kinase 1 (gene chek1). Gene Ontology annotation, biological process: DNA damage checkpoint signaling; protein phosphorylation. Gene Ontology annotation, molecular function: ATP binding; protein serine/threonine kinase activity. Lineage: Eukaryota; Metazoa; Chordata; Actinopteri; Syngnathiformes; Syngnathidae. The record is from RefSeq and is a predicted model, not a curated record. Gene Ontology annotation, cellular component: cytoplasm.
ACGCCGGAAAUACGCUAAAAAGCGGAAGCGGAAGUGACGAAAACCGGAAGAAACAGCAACGCGCCAAUUUUAUUUAUGCGUUAAGAUAGUUGCUGUUUGAAGACACAUGCAAGAGAUUAAACAUUUGGAAAAACUGCCGUGAAUGACAGUUUGCAGCAUGGCAGUGCCGUUUGUACAGGACUGGGACCUCGUUCAGACACUGGGUGAAGGAGCUUAUGGAGAAGUGAGACUGCUGGUAAACAGACAGACUGAAGAGGCAGUUGCAGUCAAAGUGAUUGACACCUCUCAAGCCAAAGAAUGUGCGGAGAAUGUCAAGAAGGAAGUCUGCGUACACAAGAUGCUGAACCACCAAAAUAUAGUCCGUUUUUUCGGCCAUCGCAAGGAAGGACCUACUGUGUACCUCUUUCUGGAGUACUGCACAGGAGGCGAGCUGUUCGACCGAAUUGAGCCUGACGUUGGAAUGGCUGCAAAAGAUGCUCACAUAUUUUUUCAGCAGCUCAUAGCCGCAGUGGAGUACCUCCACAGUAUGGGCAUCACUCAUAGAGACAUAAAGCCAGAAAACAUUUUGCUGGAUGACAAAGACAACCUCAAACUGACUGAUUUUGGCCUAGCAACCAUGUUUCGCUUCAAAGGACGAGAGCGACCACUGAACCGACUCUGCGGGACUCUUCCUUACGUUGCUCCUGAGCUGCUGAGCCAAACCGAGUACAAAGCUCAGCCAGCAGACAUCUGGGCUUGUGGAAUUGUGUUGACGGCAAUGCUGGCUGGAGAGUUGCCAUGGGACCAGCCCUCAGAAAUCUGUCAGGAAUAUUCGGAUUGGCUCCAGAAGAAAACAUACCUGCCUCCUUGGAAGAAAAUACAGCCAAUGCCUCUUUGUUUGUUGUCAAAGUUACUGCUAGCCAAACCAGAAGCACGCAUCACCAUUGCAGACAUUAAGAAAGACCGCUGGUUCACUCAAGGUGUGAAGCAGCCAUCAGGUUCCCUGAGCUCAGGUGCCAGUCAUCGCUUUCGAAACGAUGGUGCAGUCAUAUCUCGAGCUAACAGUGAUGACAAAAUGCAGUUCUCCAGCUCCCAGCCGGACCUGGCAGCAGGAGGCAGGGAAGCCACGCUGCUCAGCAGCCAGAUGGACGGUCAGGUCAGCUUCUCCCAGCCAACCAAACCUGAGCACAUGUUGCUGGGGAGUCAGCUGCUGGGGACACCGGGAGCCAGUCAGACACCAUGGCAGAGAUUAGUGCGCAGAUUGACACGUUUCUUCACCACUGUGAGUGCUGACGCCUCGCUGGCUUCCUUAAAAGAUGCCUGUGAGGGCCUCGCCCUUGGCUACAAACUCACUUGCACCAAACAGGUGACAGUGAGCACCCUGGACAAGCGCAAUAACAAACUCAUCUUCAAAGUUCAUUUGCUGGAAAUGAAUCACAGAGUGCUGUUAGACUUCAGACUGUCCAAGGGCGACGGUCUGGAGUUCAAGCGGCUCUUCGUGAAGAUAAAGCAGAAGCUGUGUGACAUCAUCAGCACGCAGAAGGUUUCACAUCCUGUCAUAUAACCUCUCUGGUGAAUAUAAACAAACAUAAACUGACACCGAGAAUGUGAACAUGUAUAUAUUUAGCUGUUCUUGUUAUGUUUUUAUUGUGUUCUCGUCAAGCCGUUUGCUUGUACUGUUUUUUGCGUGUGUGUUGUCAUUAAUUUAACACACUAUUAUUGAUCCAAUGUGCGUCAAGAUGUGACACCCCUUCUUAUGUCACUUAACAUAGUACUGAAAUAAAAGAUUCAAAAAGGA